Molecule: messenger RNA, 2460 nt
Organism: Cryptomeria japonica (Japanese cedar)
Lineage: Eukaryota; Viridiplantae; Streptophyta; Pinopsida; Cupressales; Cupressaceae
Product: shikimate kinase 3, chloroplastic
Exons: 10
Coding region: 973-1941 (322 amino acids)
Cellular component (GO): chloroplast
Molecular function (GO): shikimate kinase activity
Source: RefSeq, a predicted model, not a curated record
CAUGAGUUUGCUCUUGGUUUCAGACCUCUAGCUUGAAUUUUCCUUCGAUGCCCUGCAAUCUGUUCUGUUGUACACCUUAUCUAUUUUGACGAUUCACAUUCCCUUCAAACUGGAAUUCCCAUUCUCUCUCUUAUCUAUCUAUCUAUAUAUAACGACAUAUAUUCAAUGUAUAUAGUUCGUCAAAAUCACCGUAGGGUGUUGGUGAGGGUUGAGUUGGGCCCCUCGAGGUUCGUGGAAUUGACAGUAUAGAUUUAUAACCAUCCAUCUCCCACAAGAUUACCAACCUCAACACACCACAAGAUUACCAACCUCCUACGCUGCGUUUCUCAUCGGAAAGUCAAGACCCAUACUCUCUACCCGUCCCCAGCUGCCACCAAUUCCACAUUCUUACACAGAAUCUCGCAAUACCCUUACAAUAUUCACUUGCCAUCCCAUAAUAACAGGACAUACCCUUAAAAAACCCACUUGGGGCCCUUAUCUUUUGACACACACGCAUUGUUUUGGGUCAUCUCCCAAUUAAUAGGUCCCUUCCCCAGAGGCCCAAUCCCACGUGUCACACACGAAGAAUUCGGUGGACGAGUUACAGCCAAAAUUUGGAGGUGUUUUGCUCCUCCUGCUGGAUUGAUGAAUAAGCAAAAUUCCUGUAGUUUUUUAAGCAGCACCCAAAUUUGUCCCACCAUUUUUUGCAAAAAUCUGCAAUUUUUAAGUUCAAAAAAUUGGAUUGGUAGGGGCCUAGAAUUGAAGCGUGGAUUGAUAGCUAAACUUCUUUUGGUCCAACUGGCUGCCCAAAUCAGGGUUGUUGGACGUCUGUUUCCAUUCCUACAAGGCCCUGGGAGGGUAUUUUGUGUGUAUAUCACUUGUUAUCUUGUGAUUUGGAGGUCCUUAGGACUGCCCAACUACUUAUUUUGUUGUAGGCUGUUCUGGAUUUUCCUUACCGAUCCCUUUUGAGGUCAAUAGGUCUCUGCAACUAUAAUGAGCCUGGUCAGCAUGGAACUGGGGAAAAUUGAGCUGGGUACUUCAUGGAAGUUGCAGUCCUAUCCUUAUUGCCCUUCGCAGGAUGCUGCAACAGGCAGGGAGAGGAGGAAAUUACCAGUGCAGUUUGCUGGGCACAGGAAAGGAAAGCAGGAGCUACAAACAUGUUAUAAUCUGCAGUUGGUGGUAGCUCCUGGUAAAAAGACAGUUUCAAAGGGCGCUAGAUUGUCCUCAUUUCAGCCCCUCUCAUGCACUUUUCAUGGAGGAUAUGCUGUAUCUGAAGCAGAAACAGAUAAACUUGGUUGGGAUGAGGAGGCAUUAAUACUGAAGAAGAAGGCAGAAGUUCUUAUUCCAGCAUUAAAAGGAAGAUGUAUAUUUCUUGUGGGAAUGAUGGGUAGUGGAAAGACAACUGUUGGAAAGAUUAUAUCAGAAUCCUUGGGAUAUUACUUUUUUGACAGUGACAGGCUGGUGGAAGAGGCUGCAGGUGGUGCAUCUGUGGCCCAGAUUUUUAAAGAUCGCAAUGAGCAGGGCUUCCGAGAUUCUGAGAGUGAAGUAUUGAAACAAUUAUCUACCAUGUAUCGUCUAGUUGUUGCUACUGGAGGUGGUGCUGUAGUUCGUCCUCAAAAUUGGGGCUAUAUGAAGCAAGGAAUUACUGUUUGGUUGGAUGUGCCACUGGAGGCACUGGCUGAGCGAGUUGUAGCUGUUGGAACACAUUCUCGACCUCUUUUAGGUCAAUCAUCUGGCGAUUGUUAUUCUGAGGCUUUAACAAGGCUCACUAAACUUUAUGAGGAUAGAGCUGAAGCAUAUGGAAAUUCUGAUGUAAAAGUGUCACUUCAAAAAAUUGCAUUAGAACAUGGUCACGAGGAUGUCUCUCCCCUCACUCCAACAAUUAUUGCAAUUGAGGUCCUAAAGGAAAUUGGAAAAUUCAUGUCAUAUAGGAAAUUGAUGAAUGCUGCCGCUGGACCGUAAACCAUGAACAUAAGUUCACUAGUCUGGCUUACACCAAGUUGUAAUGUUGGGGGAAUUUGGAGCAAAGUUAUUGCAUUCAAGUUAAUUCUUAAAUAGACAUUACUGUUUAUUUCUUAGAUGAAAGAGCCAAUUAUGGAGGAACCAUGUACAAUUUACGCCUAAGAAGACAUCUAAUAAUCAUGCUCUCAACCCUUAUGUAGGAUGUUAGGGGUACAGUCAUUUGUACAAGUUAGUCUGCUAUUUGACAUCAUCACAAUCCAUAAAGCUUCUGACAAUGGUUUGAGUGGGGAAGUAUAUAUCAUUGGUACGACUCUCCUUUAGUUUGCAUAUUAUGUUUAUAAAAUACUCUGUCAGCUGCUGACGAAUGGAUGUAGUUUUCUCAUUGGUAUAUGGGAAUGUAUCUCCAGAGAUAUGGUAUGUAUAUUUUCAUCCUUGAUGUCCAAGGUGCAUACUAUAUUUCCUCAAAAUUUCUAAGUGCGUGACAUAAAUGAAAAAUUUGUUGGUGUAGGCUUCAUUUUA